CACUGUGAUUUCACCCCUUAUUGUGUCAGUGUAUGCCAAUUCAGAACUUGGAAUGGAAAAAGAACAGACUUAAAGAAAGGAGGAGCAAGGAGGAACACGUUGAUCCGCGUCUUUGGGUUACGCCAACGCGGUACGUUAAUGCGUAUCGCUGGUCAUAAUUAUUCGUGAAUCUUUUCUAUUCCUCGACAGCAAAAUCCAGAGUAGGGAAAAUCUCACCUGUUUUCACGGUGCAUACCAACGUCGAUCUGCCUGUCUCGUUUAUUAAGGAAUACGGCUAUGGCGUCGUCUGAUCAACCGAUCAACGUUGUUCCUGACUCGGCGAUUAACGUUACAGAAACACCGGAGAGCACAAAGGAAUUGGCAGAAUCAAAAAAGAAAGUUGCUAAUCAACAUUAUUCACAAAAACAGUACAAGAAAGCAUUGGUUGGUUACAAUGAAGUUAUUGCAUUGUGCCCUGAUAUAUCGCAUUACUACAGUAAUAGAGCAGCCUGUUACAUGAUGCUUGGGCAAUAUCGAGAUGCAUUGGCAGACGCUAAAAAAUGUAUUGAAUUGGAACCAACAUUUUCUAAAGCAUAUAUAAGAAUGAUCAAGUGUUGCUUGAUUUUGGGAGACAUUUUAGAAGCUGAGACAUCAUUAAAGAAAUUGAUGGAUUUUGAUUCUAAUAACGAGUCAAUAGCUGCUGAACAAAAAGACAUAGCAUAUGUAAAAAAAUUCCUUAAGGAUGCUGAUGCUGCUUACAAUGCCAAGGAUUAUCGCAUGGUUGUAUAUUGUAUGGAUCGUUGUUGUGAUAUAAGUACAUCUGGAACACGUUUUAAAUUGAUCAAAGCAGAAUGUCUGGCGCUUUUAGGAAGAUAUCAGGAAGCUCAAGAUAUUGCAAAUAAUGCUUUACACAUCGAUAAACAGAAUGCUGAAGCGUUAUAUAUUCGUGGAAUGUGUUUGUACUUUCAAGACGAUGUUGAUAGAGCUUUUACACAUUUCCAACAAGUACUGCGACUUGCACCAGAUCAUGAUAAAGCAUUGGAAAUAUACAAAAGAGCAAAAUGUUUGAAGAAGAAGAAAGAAGAAGGAAAUGCAGCAUUUAAAAGAGAACAAUAUCAAGAGGCUUAUAAUCUUUAUAAUGAAGCCUUAACUAUUGAUCCACACAAUAUUAUGACUAAUGCUAAGUUGCAUUUUAAUAAGGCAACAGCUGCAGCUAAGUUAGGAAAGUUAAAUGAAUCUGUAGCAGAAUACACAAAGGCUUUAAAUCUCAACGAAAAUUAUCUAAAAGCUCUUUCAAAAAGAGCGAAUAUUUAUAUGGAACUCGAAGAAUACGAAGAGGCAGUUUAUGAUCUUGAAAAAGCGUGUAAAAUGGAUAAGACUAAUCGCGAAACAAAACGAUUGCUCGGAAAAGCUAAAUUACUAUUGAGAAAAUCUAAAAGAAAAGAUUAUUAUAAGAUUUUAGGUAUUGACAAAAAUGCAUCUACCGAAGAUAUUAAGAAAGCUUAUAGGAAACGGGCUCUGGAUCACCAUCCAGAUCGUCAUGUUAACGCCAGUGAAGGGGAGAAAAGAGAACAAGAAAAAAAAUUUAAGGAAGUCGGAGAAGCUUAUGGGAUUCUCUCGGACCCCAAGAAACGAUCUCGCUAUGAUCGCGGUCAUGAUUUAGAUGAUAACGAGAGUGGUUUCCAAGAUAUGGAUCCAAAUGCAAUGUUCCACUUCUUCUGUGGUCAAGAUGGAGGCUUCCAAUUCCAGUUUCAAGAUGGAGGUUUCCCUAGUAGUGCUUUUCAGUUCCAGUUUCCAGGUUAACGAUAUUUUAAAAAAUAUGAUACAAUGUAUCCAACUGUACAUGGAAUUCGAUGGUAUGAUAUUCGUCUGUUUUUAGUAAAUACUGCAUCGAAUUAUUCGAAUAUUUAAGCGAUGCAACAUAGUAUCAUUUGCAUUUCGUAAUUUUGAAAUUGAUAAAUAUAGGUAUUUAUCCGAGCGCGCGAUUAACAUACAUAUUUAUUUAAAUACGACAUAAUCCCUACAUCACAAACUUGCAUAAAAGUUGCAGCAACACUGCUGCACUAUUGUAGCAACAUUGCAGCAAUAUCGCAGCGAUAUUGUUGCAAAUUCUGUAUGGGAAACUUGUAUAUAUAACAUGAUUCUAAUAUAUAUUAUGAUACGGUAGAUCUUCGAUUUAAUGAAUUGAUUAAGUGAAAAAACAUUAAGGUUAACGUCGUACAACACGCAAUUUCGAGAUUUGAGACACACUCGUACCUGACGAAACCUUUGUGAAUAGAUAAGCAAAUGUUCAUUAGAUUAAUAGAUGAAGCAUUCUUUUACUAACAAGUCUACUUUAUUUUUUGAAAUUUUAGGCUGUCUGUUAUCGCGUUGUAGAUAUUAUAUUAAUUAUUGAAAGAGAUUAGAUCUUUACUCUUUUAUUUAUUUUGAUAUUAGUCAUUGAAAUGCUUUUAAAAGUUCGUAAAAUCGAGGGUUUACUAUAUAAUUUCGCUAAUUGCAACAGAGUAUAAGUUUGAUGUAGAAUUAAUGAAAUAUUGCUCCAUAUGUAUAUUGUACUUCUAUUAGAUCUAUUUCUGUUUUUAUAUGAGACAGUCUCAAAGUGGCAUAAUUAAUAAAAAUUAUAAGCUAUAAUAAAAAUUCCAUAUAUUAUUCUACAAUGAUAAACACGCUUACAUCGUUUCCAAAUGUAAAAGUUUUAAGAAUAUAUUGUUUUAUAGAUCUAAUGUAUUCAUUCUAAAAAUUUUUCUACAAAUAUAUAAAUUAUUAGUGGCGAUGUAAACUUCAAUGAUAAAAAGGGGUAAGAUUUUGAAAUUAAUAUUCGUUUUCAAUUUCGAUCAUUUGCAUCGUGUACUUGUAUAUGUAUUAUGUAUGGUAUAUGAUAAAAAAUAAAAAUUUCCUCAUCUCAUAAUAUAAUCAUUAUAAUAAAUGUUUAAAUUUGCUAUUAUUUGUAGAUUCCAUUUUAUAGAUUGGAAUUUUUAUUUUCUUAGAUCUUUUUUAUGAAAUGAAAGAAUUUAGUCAUACACUCAUUCUUUCUCUCUCUCUCUCUCUCUCUCUCUCUCUCUCUCUCUCCCCCCUUCCCCCCUCUCUCUUUCUGAUUUAAUUUAAAGGAUUAUUUAAUAUUUUAUGACAACAUUAAAAAUCUGCCAAAAUAAAGUCUGCUUGGAUGAAAAAGAAAGUUUCCUUGUCGAUUUUAAUUUAGAUUUUAAGCUAGAUUUUAUAGUUUAAGCUAGAUUUUAAUAAUUUUUAAUAAUUCGUGUGAAUAAUAUAGUUUUUAAUGAUUCAUUUGUAAAUAAUAAUUCUACAUCAUUAUUACGAUUAUUGAUAUAUCAUCUAUCAUUGUUAAUAGUAAUUAAACAAUCCAGAAAAUCAAAUAAA
Messenger RNA from Atta colombica, 3354 nucleotides. RefSeq names its product dnaJ homolog subfamily C member 7 (gene Tpr2). Gene Ontology annotation, molecular function: protein binding. Bases 277 to 1782 code for a protein of 501 amino acids. The transcript is spliced from 11 exons. Lineage: Eukaryota; Metazoa; Arthropoda; Insecta; Hymenoptera; Formicidae. The record is from RefSeq and is a predicted model, not a curated record.